AUGGAUCAAUUGGUUCUAUCAGGUCACAGAAAGGGUGGGAAGAGAGCAUUUUCUGUGGCACUUGGUUAUGCUUAUGCAAAAACAAACCUCAAAUUUUCAGCACUUGUAGGCAUAGACCCUGUGGCUGGAACAUCUAAAUUUUGUGAAACACUUGCUCAUAUUCUCAAGGGAGUGCCUGUGCCUGUGAUUGGUUCUGGGCUGGGCCCAAAGAAGGCUAAUUGUUCUACUCCUCCUUGUGCUCCUGAUAAGGGAGAUUUCAAUGAAUUGAUAUGUGAGCUUAUCAUUCACCGUUGUUCAGCACUCUCUAGGCCAAAAUUGACUGAUGUGAAAAUGAAGGCAGUACACAUUGCUUUGUGCACUUUGGUGGUGCUGCUUGUGGCUGAAGUUCAAGUGUCAAUGGCAGUAACAUGUAGCCCAGUACAGCUGAGUUCAUGUGUGAGUGCAAUAACCUCUUCAACUCCUCCAUCAAACCUAUGCUGCUCCAAGAUCAAGGAACAGAAACCAUGCCUUUGCCAAUACCUCAAGAACCCCAAUCUGAAGAAGUUUGUGGACUCUCCCAAUGCAAGGAGAGUUGCUAGCACUUGUGGAACUCCCUUUCCAAGGUGCUAA
Molecule: messenger RNA, 609 nt
Organism: Sphenostylis stenocarpa
Lineage: Eukaryota; Viridiplantae; Streptophyta; Magnoliopsida; Fabales; Fabaceae
Source: the annotation of a GenBank genome assembly